Messenger RNA from Phasianus colchicus (ring-necked pheasant), 7601 nucleotides. It is a transcript of the gene ZBTB10, whose product is annotated as zinc finger and BTB domain containing 10. Gene Ontology annotation, biological process: regulation of transcription by RNA polymerase II. Lineage: Eukaryota; Metazoa; Chordata; Aves; Galliformes; Phasianidae. Gene Ontology annotation, molecular function: RNA polymerase II cis-regulatory region sequence-specific DNA binding; DNA-binding transcription factor activity, RNA polymerase II-specific; protein binding. The record is from RefSeq and is a predicted model, not a curated record.
AUGAACCGGCGGACGCUGGCGUUCCGCGGCGGCGGCUUGGCGGCGGCGGCCGCGGCGGCGGCGGCGGGAGGCGGAGGGGCCGAGGCCUGGGAGCGGCGGGACCCCGAGGCGCUGAACGGGCGCGGGGCGGACGAGGAAGCGGAGCUGGAGGGGCUGGAGGCCGAGGAGCUGGAGGCGGCCGGCGACGAGAAGGAGCUGCUGCUGCUGCCGCCGCCGCCGGACGCCGCGUCGCCCCCCGCCGAGAGGAACCGGCGGACGCUGGCCUUCCGCGGCGGCGGAGCGCCGCCGGGCGCCAACAAUGGCUGCGAGGCGGCGGCCUGGCCGCGGAAGCGCUACGACGGGCGGGGGGCGGACGAGGAGAUGGAGCUGGAGGGCGCGGAGGGCCUGGAGCCGGAGGGCCUGCUGGAGGGCAAGGAGCUGGCGCAGGACGGCGGCUCGCUCAGCGACAGCAGCGACGACGAGGAGGACGGCGAAGGGGGCAGCCUCGGCGACGGCAGCGGCGCGGAGGGCGGCAGCUGCAGCAGCAGCAGGCGGUCCGGGGGCGACGGCGGGGACGAGGCGGAGGGCAGCAGCGUGGGCGCGGGGGAGGGGGAGAGCGUCCGGCACUUCCCGCUGGCCAGGCCCAAGUCGCUGCUGCAGAAGCUGCACGUCUCCUUCCAGGGCUCCUGGCUGAAGGAGUUCCCAUGGCUCUACUACUGCCAGGAGACCGGCCUCAUGUCCUGCGCCUGGUGCACCGCCGCGGCCGCCGCCGCCGCCCCGCCCGAGCUGAUCCUGGCGGGCGGCCCCGUGCCCGGCGGCCACGACGAGCUCUGCAAGGGCACCCGCAACUACAAGCGGGCCCUGCUGCUGCGGCACCACCUCUCCGCCGAGCAUCGCCUGAACGAGCCGGGCAGCGCCGAGCAGGAGUCGGAGUUACCGUCAGAACUGAAUAAUGAAGGAUACUGUGAUUUUAACAGCAGGCCAAAUGAGAACUCUUACUGCUAUCAGCUCCUGCAAGAACUAAAUGAGCAGAGGAAGAAAGGCAUUCUUUGUGAUGUCAAUAUUGUGGUGAGUGGGAGGGUCUUCAGAGCUCACAAGAACAUCCUGGUUGCAGGCAGCCGCUUCUUUAAGACUCUGUAUUGCUUUACAAACAAAGAAAGCCGUAACCAAACCACUGUUACCUAUUUAGAUGUUGUUGCUGUUCAAGGUUUUUCUGUCAUUUUGGACUUCUUGUAUUCUGGUAACCUCGUGCUUACGAGCCAAAAUGCCAUUGAAGUGAUGUCAGUGGCCAGCUACCUUCAGAUGACGGAGGUUGUCCAGUCUUGCCGCAAUUUCAUUAAAGAUGCCUUAAACAUAAGUAUAAAAUCAGAAGCUCCGGAGACCGUUGUAGUGGAUUAUAACAGGAGGUCUGUUAGUAGGGAUGGUAUGUCUCCAAGGGAUCAGAAAGUUGCCAGCUUCUGGGCAACACGAAACCUUACCAACUUGGCAAGUAGCAUAAAAACUGAGAACGAUGGUUACUCAAUUGAUGAGGCCCAAAUUGAAAGCUACCAAAUGAAUGACUGCAGUUGGGUCCAGGACAGCUCACCUGAAAUGGCUGAAAAUGAGUCUCAAGGUGAGGGAAAAGUUUUUGUGUGGAAUGACAUGGGCUCACAGGGACAAUCAGUUCAAGAACCUGGAAAAGCAAGACGGAAAAACCAAACUGCAAAAAGAUUUAUUUAUAAUAUACCGCCUAAUACUGAAGAGAACUCAGAAGAUUGCUCAGUGUUGCAACCAUCAGUCCCAUAUCCAGAAGAAGACCUGUCAUUCAUUAAAGAAGAAGCAGGGACAUCAAGUGACUUCAAGUAUGGACUGCUGCCGGGGACAUCAAGUGACUUCAAGUAUGGACUACUGCCGGGUACUUCAAGUGACUUCAAGUAUGGAUUGCUGCCGGGUACUUCAAGCGACUUCAAGUAUGGAUUGCUGCCAGAAUCUUGGCCAAAAGAUGCUUGGGAAAAUGGCGAUUCCUCUGCUUUAAUCAUGAACAAGCUGAAGUGUCCACACUGUAAUUAUGUAGCCAAAUACAGAAGAACACUAAAGAGACACUUGCUCAUUCACACAGGCGUGAGGUCUUUCAGUUGUGACAUCUGUGGGAAGCUGUUUACUCGAAGAGAGCACGUCAAGAGACAUUCCUUGGUGCAUAAAAAGGAUAAAAAGUAUAAAUGCAUGGUAUGCAAGAAGAUCUUCAUGCUAGCAGCCAGUGUUGGAAUAAGACAUGGAUCUCGACGCUAUGGAGUUUGUGUAGACUGUGCAGAUAAAUCUCAGCCUGGAGGCCAAGAGGGAGCAGACCAGGUGCAGGACGCAGAUUUCCCUAGGGAUGAAGAAUAUGAAGAAAAUGAAGUGGGAGAAGGUGAUGAAGAGCUUGGUGAUGACGUAGAAGAACAGAAUGACCAGUCUCGAUGGGAUGAAUCUGGCGAAGUUUGUAUGCCUUUAGAUGACUGACGAAAGCAUAUGACUUCAGGGUGCUGCAGAUGGACACUAUAUGGAUUGACUAUUUGAAUUUUGGACUGAAGGCUUGUGAAAUAUGGUACAGGCUGGAUGGUAGUUAAGUUGCUGUGAAAAAUGUAGGGUCAAAGCCUUAUAGCAAAAAAAAAAAAGGAUUAUUAAUUUUUUUAUGAUAUUUGCACAGGACUGUACAGCAUACAACCGUUUGGUUGAAUUAUACAGAGUCCUCACAUCUACAGUCAGUUAUCAAAAGAAAAAUGUAUUUUUUAUUAUUUAUAGGAUAUAGCUACUUGGGUCCUAUUCAGAUAUAGUAACUGUACUUACGUUACACAUUCAUGUAUCUGUUAACAUGAAUGAAGAUUGCAACUUGGUAUGGAAGUACAAAGACAGCAUCCCCAAAUCCACUCAUACUUCUAGUGAACUAGUAAUGCUAAUUUGGACUAGUGGGCUUGCUUCCACAAGCAUGUCUUUGCCAUACAAACUUUACCUCUCCCAUAUGCUGAUAGGUGAAAGCCAAUUACUUAAAUAUGCAUCAUGGAUAAUGCCAAGAAUUUAUUGAAAUUUGGUUUUAAAAGUUUUGGCUUUAAGCCAGCAGGUGGUAUAGGUGAUAAGCACUGGAGAAGUUAAUAAUGGCAUUAAUUUAGUCUAUUUCUUCACAGUUUUGAAUUUUCAAGAAAGUUGCUAUUGACUUAACAGUUCCAGAGUAAUGUUGCAGGAGAAAUGACCGGUUAUCAAAGUAAUAGGCUGAUCGGAGCAUGGGCUGCUCUUCUGCCACUUAGUCAAAAGAGACAGUCAUAUUAAAAAGUGUCUGUAAUAAAGCUUUCUUCUCCCUCUAAGGCUCCCCCCUUCACAUUUUUUACUUCCCUGCUGUAUACCUCAGUCCUACAAAAUAAAAGUCCAAGGAAUGGAGAAAGUGUCAUAUUAAACAACUUUUUGAUAUAUAGUUUCUUGUCCGCUUUUUGGCUAGUUGAUGUGAUAUAAAUUGGACACUAGGCUCUUGUGCCCAUCGUUCGUCAUUUAAAAUGAACACAAACUAUUUUUUAUUCUUUUGUAUUUAAUGGGAUAUUGCUAGCAUUUAAUACAAACCAGUUACAUUAACUCGUUGACCUAAUUUGCUGGAUUUUCUUUUUUUAAAAAAGGAAAACAAAACAAAGUCCAAAGCAAAACAACGCUCUUUGAGUUGUGUACUUUUCAGGAUGAUCUGCUCCCUAUAUUCUUUAUUUCAAAUUUUCUAUAAGGCAUUUAAACUUGAAUUUUUGUAGCGAUGUGGAUUUUUUUUCUUAAGCUUGUAAUAUUGUACCAAUGAUUUUCAGGCCUCUUUCGUAGGGAGGGGAGGGCAUUACAUCUUUAUCUUAAACUCUUGUGUGUUGUCUAGCCGAAGACAAACGAAUUCAGGCAAUCAUCAGAACAAUCCAUCUGAUGUGCUGUUAUGUCACAGCGAGUAAAUAUGCAGAGCAUUUAUCAUAACACAUAGCUAGGCCAGUGUGACAGUACUGUAUAAAAACCAAUUGAGGGUCACCAUAUUCUUCAGCUUUGUUUAAUUUUAAAAGGAGUAUAUUUUUCCUAUUUUAUAUCAGGUAACUAAAUUAUGCUAGUUGUGUGAUAACCUUGAACUAUGCUUUGAUGGACAGAAUCUUAAUGGUGCUCCAUCUGAUCCAAGUUGGUAUGUAUUUAAAGAGACGAGCUUUACUGUUGUCCUUUCCAUCAGUAGAACAGUAACAUGAUGUUAAGACGUUGUUUUUGCUGAUUGAAGCUGAGAUGAGUUUGAACUACAGUUAUAUGGGAAUUAAAAUACCUUUUUUUAUCAUCAGUUUGUUUCACUGGUAGUUUCCAUGUUAUUGUAAACCUGACAGAUGAUUAGUUUUCUCGGGGCGGGGUGGGUGGGUGCCUUUUUCUUUUCUUUUUUUUUUUUACACUGAAGAAUACAUCUUUAUUCUCAUUGUUCUAUACUGAAACAAGUAAUGUGUAAUUCUGGUGGGGUCCAAAGUAGAAAUUAGUUGGGCAAAGAUGAUAUGAAUGAAAAAGUAUUUUAAACGUUAAAGUAAUGUUCUGCUUUGUGAAUAUGUAAGUAUAGCAUAAAGAUUUUUCCAUCCCAUUUAUCCCCUUUAAAACCAUAGUUUACAAUUGGUAGAUCUGUCUAUAUAUAUAAAUAUAUAUAUAUAUAUCUGAAAUUCACCUAAAUCUGCUUUAUUAGAAUACUGCUCACUUAAUGCUUAGAAACUGGACCUGGCUCUACAUUCUUAAUGUAUCUUCCUUUUUCUGUUGAUUUUUUUGUUUGUUUAUUUUUUCCUCGAGGUAUGAACUUAUUCUCUUGGAACUGAAUCUUCUUUUACUACUUAAAUCAUUUAUGUAUAUCUGGUAAAUUAUGACCAAAUUUGUUGUUAGACUGCAUACAGUAAAUUGAAAUAUACACUUGGUACACUACAGAAUUGUUGUGCUUUAUUCUGGUUAUAUUUGGAAAAGCAGGAUUUAAUAGAAAUCAGUGUUAUUUAUAAAUAUUUGGUUAUUACUCACUGGCCUUAAUGUUCUGUUGCGUUGUGACAAUCAUUGUUUCCUUGGUAGUGAUGAGCUGUGCUUUGGUGUUGCGUGUAAUUGCUCUUGGUAGAGCUGGAGGGAAAGGGAUGACCACUGCAAUGUGACACUAACUCUUCAGCAGGUGGUGUGAGGCGUUUAAUGGUGAUCCUGUCUUUUCGUGCUGGAGAACCAAAUUGAUUUGUUUGAAUGUGAUCUGCUGCUCUCAGAUGUUACUUUAAAUAUAUUACUUUGCAUAAAUUUCCUAACAAUUACCAUAAAAGGGACUACUCAAAUUUCUUUACCAGUGUAAAAGGUAGGAACAAAUUUGCCCUGGAACCCAUCUUCCUCUUAAAUGCUGUAAUAGACAUCAUAGAGAAUUAAAAAAAAAAAACAAAACAAACACUGCCCUUAGACUGUCUCCCUUAUCCUUCUAGAUGUUCUAAUUUGAUACCCAGUAACGUAUUUUGUUUUCUGGUAAAAUACAGAAACAGAGGGUUUGAAAGGGACAUCUGGGGAUUGAAUCCAGUGCCCCUGCUGAAGGAGGAUCCUUACUGCAGGUCACACAGUAAAGAAAGCAUCCAAGCAGGUCUUGAAUACCUGCAGAUGAAACUGUACAGCCUCUCUGGGCAGCCUGCUCCAGUGCUCUGUCAUCCUCACAGUAAGGAAGAUUUUCCUCACGUUCACGUGGAACUUGAUGUUCUGGUUUGUGCCCAUUCUGCCUUGUCCUGUCACUGGGUGCCACUAAAAUGCCCGGCCCCAUUCUCUUUUGACACCUGAUAGCUUCCAAACUAAGUGAGAGUUGCUUAUAUGGGGCAAUGUCAUGCAAGAACAGUUUUCUGAAAAGGGCCGUGCGUGUUUGAGAUGGACAGAUGAGUUCUCGCUGCUCUGUGGCUGUCUAUUGGCAGAAAUGUUGUGGAGAGCGAGUUUCCUUGUUUUGGUCACUUGAAGCAGUGGUGAUGGCCUUCUAGAAGAAAAUACGCAGAGCACUUUCUUGCAGGAAAUUAUGGUGCCAGACCAAAUGGAAUCACUAAGUAAAUUCACUUUGAUUAAAAGUCUCUGUCAGAGGAGGUGUAACGGCAGGAAGGCAGUAUAAUGUGUUUUGUGCCUAAGUGCAAUUAGUUAUGACACGUAUUUUUCAGUUGUAAUGUCAGGUGCAGCUUUCAGACAAAAUGGAUUUUUUUCAGUGGCAUAGAAAACGUACAUAUUUACAUUAACCAAUGGGUCAUCUAGUCAAAUAACUUUAUGAAGUGAAACCAGUUUUUAAGCCAAAGAGGAUGCCUGGUUGUCGGCACAGUAAUGCAGCUGAAGUAAGGGUUAAGACUGGGGGUCCUAAUAAGGAUGCUGUUACUUUGCAGGCAUGUGUAUUUCUGCAGAUGCACAGUUUUUUAUUACUUGCCUUCUUCCUUCAGAGCAGAAGAGCAUCAUCAGAUGACGUUUGAGGCUGUGGCAUCUGAUAGGUUUCUGCUGGUUCACUGCAGUCAUUCUGCUGAGCAGAAGAUGCUUUCUUUGCCUAGCUGUAGAUUGGUAAGGCUUGUAAUAGGUUCCUUUAAGGUUUUGGCCACCUGGUGAUGCAAGUGUUUAAUCCGUAAUAUUUUUGCAGCCUGCUGACUCUAUGUGAAUGCAGAGGUGUCUUCGUAAGACUGUACUUUAUUGGCUUAUCCUUCUUAUUUUGUUGUUAAAUAGGCUUGGCAACCAAUAUGGGAAAUGAAAACAAGAUAAUCAACCCCCACUCCUCCUGCCAAAAGAAGGUGAAAAAGGAGAAAAAUGUUAGAAACAGUGUGAUAAGAAAACAGUUUGGUUUAGAGUUAUUACAGUUCUGCUUAUUACUCAAACGUUUCAAACAUUUCACUAUUUCUCUGUAGCACAAUUUGGUGACAGCCUUUUGAUGAAGGCACUAUGCUAGAAUCUGAGUUUUGGUUUCGUUGGUCUUUUCCAGACUAAUAGCACUGAGAAGUUUUUCUGGAGGUAUUUUACCAUAUGGUGCAGUUGUAGCAUCCUUCUGCACUGUGGGUGUAAUCUGUUGUCCGUUCGCUUAUUCUAUUAAUGCGUACUCUUUAGAACUGACAUUUGUGUGUUUUAAUAGCACAGUGUGUUUCACUGAAUGCCAUGGUAGAGGUUCAGCGCUGAAAAAGAAUUAAGUUGUUAUUAUAUAAAUAUGCUAUAUAAAUAUAGCAAAUUUAUUUUGCUAUAAAAUUUAGCAAGUUUAUAAUGAAAUAUGCCCUUUUUCAAUAAAGAAAAUACAUGUUUGAAAUCCAGGGGCAGGAGAAGUGGUGAGCUGGACACUUGGAGGUGUUGAAGAUUAUAUAUAUACACACACACUGUUUUUUAAAAGAAUUUUUAUGUUAAAAAGAAAAAGUAAAAAAUACAUUAGGAGGCUUCUAUGAGUUCAGCCAAUUUCAUUUUCCAAUUUCCUAGGUACUUUGUAUUUCACAUUGCUGCGAUUUGAACAAAUGUUGAAAUUAAGAUGUGUAAUGUUGUGCUUACCUGAAUUGUUCUGGAUUAGCUGCUUCAGAACGUGGACAUAAAUCAUUUCUCACACAUUGAUACGUAAACAGUUCCAGGAAUUCUAAUAAUUUGUUCCUCAACAUUUAACUUACCGUACUGCAAAUAAAUUUGAAACGAAUUAU